GUAAUUAUACUAAUAAGAUAAUAUAUAAUAAUAUAUAAUUCCGUCAGUUUGUGUUUAGUAUUAAGUCAGAUUAUCCAGCUGAGAAACAGAGGAUCGAAAAAGUCUGUGAAGGUCCGCUGAAGUGAAUAUAGCUCUCUGUCCUGGAGGAUUCUACGUGUAUCAACCAAUGACUUACCCAAAUUACCAGCAAGGAUAUGCGACCUAUCAUUAUGUCUGUAAGCCAGACUCUUGUGGACCAUUGGCCAAGUGUAUGCCAGAUGGAGGCUGCAAAUGUGAGGAUGGUUAUGAAAUCCCCCGAAGCCACCUUCCUACUCCGGAUUCAUUUGGUUGUGUUGAUAAUGAUGAGUGUCUAACCUCAUCUAUCUGUGGCCCUGAUUCUAUCUGCACAAACACACCUGGAGCUUAUACCUGUGGGUGUAGACCAGGUUACGCACCAACUGAUCAAUCCAAAGAACCCAGCAAGACCAACAUAUGUACUGAUAUUGAUGAGUGUGCUGACCAUGAGUUGAACAUCUGUGGAGCAAACUGUAACUGCACAAAUUCAAUCGGAUCUUACAACUGUACCUGCCUUCCUGGUUAUCGAGUGGACAAUCCACAUGUUAUAGCCAGCAUUGCUAACCCAUGCAAUGAUAUAGAUGAGUGCAGUGAAACCCCUGGACUGUGUGGUCACCAAACUGUGUGUACUAAUGCACCAGGCACCUUCUAUUGUUCCUGCCCUGAUGGAUUCUACCCAUCAACUGGUGUAAUUUGGAAGGCGGGCAUCACUUUUUGUAAAAGCCUUGAAGACAUUCUAGAUGAAAUCAAACCCCAUAAGGAUCAGACAAAAGAGAGAGCUUUCCUUGAUAACAUGGGUGUAGACCUGAAGAACAAUACAGGUGUCCUUUUACCGGAUGUGACAGUUGCAAACUGCUUUUCUUCAUCUAUGAUGGUUUCAGGUGUUGGAACACUUACCAGCACAAGCAAGGUGAGCAGUGAAGGAGACGGGGAGACCGGCAGUGUUAUUCUUGGCCUCUCAGAGCAGCUCGUUGUUGCAAUGACUCCGUCGACUGAGACGCAAAUAAAAAAGGAAAUGCACACUUCAACAGUGGGUAAGACAAAGCUCAACCUUAUGCUAAUAGGUCAAAUUUGA
Molecule: messenger RNA, 1129 nt
Organism: Oreochromis aureus
Lineage: Eukaryota; Metazoa; Chordata; Actinopteri; Cichliformes; Cichlidae
Product: adhesion G protein-coupled receptor E1-like
Exons: 10
Coding region: 167-1129 (320 amino acids)
Molecular function (GO): calcium ion binding
Source: RefSeq, a predicted model, not a curated record